Messenger RNA from Ectocarpus sp. CCAP 1310/34, 1419 nucleotides. The record is from the annotation of a GenBank genome assembly. Lineage: Eukaryota; Phaeophyceae; Ectocarpales; Ectocarpaceae.
GUGCAGGGUGGACCCCUGCAUUUUCCGCAAGGUGGUUGACGGAGAAGUCGUAGGUCUCAUCGUGAUCUACGUGGAUGACAUCAUGUUGUCCGCGACCGAGGAGGAGCGUGAAGAGUUGCUAGCGUCUCUCCAGAAGAGAUUCCCUGUGAAGGAUCUAGGAGAUUGUACCUGGUACGAUGGGUGUGCCAUUGAGGUGGACCUUGAGAAUGGUACCACCAAGCUGUCCCAGACGGCUUAUAUCGAGAGCAUGCUCAACCGCUUCAAUGUCACGACCACUGCUCCCACGCCCGCUGUCGUCGACGAUGACCUAGGGCCGAAGAGAGACGACGAGUCCUCGGUGGACAAGCCCGUGAGGGAAGCGAUCGGAUGCCUGAUGUGGUUGCUGUUCACGAGGCCGGACAUCGCGCUGCCUUUGAACAAGCUGCAGAAGAUCGCCCACUCACCCACCGAGAGGAUGUGGAACGCGCUUGUGCGGAUCAUGUCCUACCUCAACGAGACGAAGGACCUCGGGAUCACCUACGUCCGCGGAUCAGGGCUAGACCUAGACGUGUUCGUCGAUUCUAGUUACGCCGACAGCACCGUUGACAGGCGUUCGACGACGGGGCUAGCCGUGACUGUAGGUGGGACCGUAGUGUGCGCAUCCACGAAGACACAGCCAGUGACGGCUCAGUCGACCACGGAGGCAGAGUAUAUUGCAGCCGGGGAGGGCGUGAAGGAAGCGUUGUUCGUGCGUGGUGUUCUGUCGUUCAUUGCGCCCGAGACGAGCGGUGCCACGAUCAGGGUCCGUGAGGACAACGAGGGGGCUCUCGCGUUGGUGCAGAACCCUUUCAGCUCGGCGAGGAGCAAGCAUAUCGACGUGCGGUUCCACUUCAUCCGCGAGCUCUUCAAGGCGGGCAAGAUCACCGCAGAUUAUGUCUCGACAGAAGAGCAGCACGCCGAUAUGCUGACCAAGGUCCUUGGUAGGGGCAAGUUGGAGUACCACCGGAAGGCUCUGAUGAACCUGCCGAUGUAGGGUUCUGGUCUCGUUCUCGUGGCGUUUGUUUUGUUUUGUUCUAGCACUGGGCGCGUCUCGGACCAUGGAUGUCACGCAGGAAGCGUUGGGCAGGGGCGUCACCCGCGGCGGGAGCUUAGGGUUUUUGACCAAUUGCUUCGGGUGUGUAAUCAGCGUGGCCUGUCCAACUUGUCCUGCCUUGGUCCUGCCCUGACAGUGCGGCCGUUGGAAUCCUUCGUGAUAGCGCCGGUUUCUUUUAUGUUUUGAGUUUGUAGGCGAGGGUUUUUGAUCCGGAUGGCCGAGUUUUUUCCUUUGCACCCGUUGUUGUAUGAGUAACUUAAGUAGAUCUGGAGUAUCCAUGCCCCACUGAUGGUUUGUCAAUAGCUUGACGAACCGGGGAGGGUGUUCGUGUGUCUGGAUACGAGCAU